AUGUCCUGUAGCGAAUUUCGCGUAACGUUCACGCAAAAAGGAAUGCAGUACAUGGAGCUUUAUGACACGUGGAAGGAUUUCCCAGAACUCCCUAUGAUAUCAGUCUUGAGAGCAUGCGGGUCCACUGAUACACCUACGUUUACGCCUGGGGAUAUAUGUCGACUUGCAAGUAAGAUGCCACGGUUGGAGAAGUUUGGGGUGAGGGCAAUAGAGAGCUUACGGGAUUAUGUCUACGGGGAAGCUGUGAUGAGAAACAGCCUUGCGCGAAGUUUGGACUUGAUACCCAUGUCUGUGCAAACGUUGCUUGUUGACUACCAGCGGGAGAGGAUUCUAGACCAGACUUAUAAUCCUCCAAGCAUCAUCCCCGUUGAGUCAAAUAGAGAGGUUCUCUCUGAAGCAGUACGACGACUUGCCCAGAGACACGGUAUUCGAGAGAUCACCCUUCUUGCAAGCGUCGACAGCGCCAUAUUCCAGCCUUCGACAGAAACCUCUUGCGGGCCGACCCUCGAGAGUUUCACAUUCGCACUUUGUGACGUUCUUCCUUCUGGUGAAUGGGUAGCCACAGGCGAAAAUCCUUUAUCAGCAGAAGAAGAAGAGUAUCAACGACAAGAGGUUCGUGAAGGGAUGGCUGACGGACAUUACUGCCCCCCAGGCUGCGAGAUAGAAAACAGUUUCAAAUCUCGCAUGAAAGAGGGAAUCAUGGAUCGUUUUCUUUUGGCAGCGGCACAAGCUGUUUGCCACAUGCCCAAGAUAAGAAAACUCUCGGUUCGACAUGUUUUCGAUCCUACUGAUUUUGAAGAGGAUAUAUCGCGUGCGGGGUUUAGCUUCAGCACGGCAACGGGCCUGAUGGUGCUUGGGAAGACGGAUGUUCCUAUACUCAGUCACGAGGCGUUGGUAGCUUGGAAAACAGCAAUGAAAACUCAUGAUAUUGUGUUUGAUCGGUGUCUUACAAACGAGUUGGAGGUUGCGGGGAGGUAUGCCAAUGAGUUUGCACCCGAGUUUCAAUGGGAUGAACAGGAUGUUUAUUUGUUUUAA
Messenger RNA from Fusarium oxysporum Fo47, 1035 nucleotides. RefSeq lists its product as uncharacterized. The record is from RefSeq and is a predicted model, not a curated record. NCBI's taxonomy places the organism in Eukaryota, Fungi, Ascomycota, Sordariomycetes, Hypocreales, Nectriaceae. The transcript has 2 exons. Bases 1 to 1035 code for a protein of 344 amino acids.